Fundulus heteroclitus (mummichog) is the source of this 290-nucleotide messenger RNA. It is a transcript of the gene arg2, whose product is annotated as arginase 2. Gene Ontology annotation, molecular function: arginase activity; manganese ion binding. Gene Ontology annotation, cellular component: mitochondrion; cytoplasm. NCBI's taxonomy places the organism in Eukaryota, Metazoa, Chordata, Actinopteri, Cyprinodontiformes, Fundulidae. The record is from RefSeq and is marked provisional.
UGAAGCGCAACGUCUCAGCCGGCUUUCAUCAGAACUCUUUGCUCUGUGAUCGGAGACUCGGAGGAUUUUGUUUUAGGGGUGGGAGAGAAAAAGGCAGAAGAAAAUGGCACUGAGAGGACCGCUUUCCCGUCUUCUCCGAGCUCACCUCAGACACACCACCCAGCAAAGCAGAGCCCAGUCCGUGGCUGUACUGGGAGCCCCGUUUUCAAAGGGACAGAAACGAGGAGGAGUGGAGCACGGCCCCAAAGCGAUCAGAGAUGCGGGUCUCAUCGAGAGGCUGUCCAGUUUGG